Messenger RNA from Chroicocephalus ridibundus (black-headed gull), 9907 nucleotides. It is a transcript of the gene GARNL3, whose product is annotated as GTPase activating Rap/RanGAP domain like 3. The record is from RefSeq and is a predicted model, not a curated record. The coding region runs from base 3493 to 6441 and encodes 982 amino acids. NCBI's taxonomy places the organism in Eukaryota, Metazoa, Chordata, Aves, Charadriiformes, Laridae. Gene Ontology annotation, cellular component: cytoplasm. The transcript has 29 exons. Gene Ontology annotation, molecular function: GTPase activator activity. Gene Ontology annotation, biological process: regulation of small GTPase mediated signal transduction; activation of GTPase activity.
UAUUGCAUACUACAGAAAUGCUUUUUUUUUCUUCCCCAAACAUUUAAAAAUACUCCAGACUUCCGUUUUUGUGGCUCUUUUUCAUGCAAAGGCCCCGUGCCUGCAUUUCACCCUGGCUGGAAUUCUAGCACGCUGCUAGACUUGAGCACGGCGUAAGACAGGCCCAGAACUUUCUCAGGCUUUCCAUUUCAGGAGACAGAAAGAAAUUGACUGAGAAGAAGCUGUCGUUUCAAUUGCUGAGAUCUGUGCAGAAGCAGGGUAUGUUUCUUUGCUGUUUUAAAAUUUGGCAUUCUUCAGGAUGACAGAGGGGCACCACAGCAAAAAUACUUCGGUUUGAGUGAGUGCGUGUAUUCGUCUUAACUCUGUCUUAUACCUAGUGCUCGGAAGGGAAGACGAAUGGGGUAAAUGACAACUGCAUUGAAGUGGAAAUUAAGUACUUUAAGUGGAAGGUUCUUUCUGUUUCAUUAUUUCCAUGGAAGUAGGUUCUUCUGAAGGGAUAAGAGAAUGAAGCCUCAUUUUUGGCAAUCUUGUAAAGCAAUCCAGAUAUUUAGAGAGGAGGAAAGUUGUGGUUGAGCAGGGGUUAUCGAUGGUAUUUUUUUUUUAUAAAGAUUUUUGUUUCUUUAGUAUGGAAGUUCCUCUUAAGUUAUUUUACUGGGUAUGCAUACUUAACGUUUGUUAGGGUAUUUCUUGAUAUACAAGCAGUCAGCUUUGAGUUUGCAGUGGUGUUAGUUGAAAUUUACUUUCAGGUGGCACGUGGUUGGAUUUCUGUUCAGAUAUUUAAGUAAUGAUGUAAUGAGCUCUAUGCAGGUAGUCUACAAAGAAAUUACAGUGUCUUAUUUUACUGGGCUAAAAUAAAUUAUUUCCAUUGAUUUUGAGAACUGGAAGAUCUUUUCCACACAUGGGAGAUAAUCCUUCAAAACCACAAACAAUAUUUAGUGAUACAGUUAACUAAUACAAAGCAUGGUUUGCAGUAAAUAGCGAGUUAUCUUUUUGGAAUUUCUUGCCAUAAAAACAUAGGGUUUUUUAGAUUUAAUUUUGAAAAACAAAGGUGUAGUUGCUAAAGUGCGUAUUCCUAUCUCCUGUCAGCUUUGAGGAUUUGUCAGGGGACAGACUGUAGACGACUGACCCAUGUCCAUACAUUUAACAUUGAGUAAAUGCACAAUAAUAUAGUUAAUGAAGGAAGAUUAUUCCAAGAAUUGUUAAAUGUUUCUGAUUUAAAUUUGAUGGAUUUAUUUCUAGCUAGAAGAACUAUUGAAGUGCUAGUUACCUGUAUGAGGAAAAAGGCAGUGUACGGGAGGAAGCAUGAAGUUACUCCCAAGAGCUGCCCCACACAUGGAAUUCUCACUGUAUUUUAGCACUAAGGAUUAAAACUAAAAAAAAAAAGGCAUAUUUAAAGUUUGCUCAUUGAGCAUUAUUUUACAGACUUAGAUGUGCCAUCAUCUGCCUGUGGACAGAGAUACAUUUCCCUAGGAAUAAUAGGCAAUUUUUGGUGAGAGGCUGGGUGUAUGGGUACAAUUUUUCGAUCUGGACCUCAGGCGCCGUCUGCCAAACGGAGCAGCUGUGGGACAUGUAACUUGUAGGUGGUCCUACGUGACGAUGUGAGGUUCAGAACCUUCAAAAGCAUUUUAUCACUUUAUCCAUGCUUGCACUUCGCUCGGAUCAAACUAUCAUUAAACUCGCAAUCCAACUGUAUCCUCUUAAUUCCCUGGUUAACCAAAAAGAGUCGCUCCCUGCCAUUUCUGAAAGACUUUUUUUUUUUUUUAACCCCAAGCUACUUUAUUGAGCAGCUGAUAGUGUGACUCCUCAAACACAAUGGCAGAAUUGACAGCAAAGGGUGAUGCUGUGACAGAAGUAAGUAACUGGUGGAGGGCGCAGGCUCGCUUAGAAUUGCUGCCGAGGCUCCAUUGUGAAGCUAUCCCUAGGUGGCAACAUGUUGGAAACUUCACUUACAGAAGAUCCAAAUGGAUUUUAACUCUAAUAAGCCUGAGCGUUCUACGUUGUCUGAAUUCUUUAAGGCAAGGCUAGUGCUUGACAAAAUUCCUCAGCAGUACAUCACCAGCUUCAGUCCAGCCCUGAUGAGCAUUAAUUAAAAGUUGUUCUUUGGUGGCUUCUGCUGCAUGAUGGGUGCAUGAUGGGUUCCCCCUUGUGUCAUGCUUCAUUUUCUAGCGGCUGCCAGAAUAAGCAGAGAGACCCAGAAUUGUAUGAAUUCUGGAAAUUGAACUGUCUUAACACUAGAGAAGCUUUUAAUUAAAUUCAAACCUCAAGUAGAGUUUUAGUAUAUUACCUGAAGUUUCUGUUUUGUAAUAAUUGUUGUAAAGAAAGGUAAGAAUGUAUACACAAUCACAUCAUUUAGUAACUCUCUACAGUUUACUACAUGGAUGGGUGGAGUACUUAAUAAUACACAGUAAUGCAGUGCAGUUUAUUACAAAACAUACAAGCAACUGAAAUUACUGAAGAAAUUUGUCUAAACAGAAUACAGUCAUCCAAGUUAUGAUUACCCAAGAUACAAGCUGUUAUUCUAGGAAAACAUUGGUUCAUCUUUAGUCAUAAUAGCUGCUUGUAAUAUUGAUUUCAACUCCUACUGAAAAGUUUUAAAAUAAGUCCUCACACAGUCAGAAUACUUUUGGUCACCUUGCCGUGCUUUGCUUCCCAAUGUGGUGGUUCAAACCUAACCCCAGGAUUUAUGUCAUGUGGCAAGCAUAGGCUACGUUUACGUCCUGAAAAGGUAGAGAACGAUAGUGUGUAUCUGUGUAAAAGGAGAAAACAGAGGGAAGUGGUUCACGCACUUGAAAGUGCUGCUGUUUUGUUAUAUGUUAGACUUUAAAAGUUACAUACAUAGGUGAAGAUUGUUUAAGACUCAAUUGCAAUUGAAGUGGGCUGACGCUGGCCUAGCAAGCCAAAGGCUCUGCCAACAGUGCCGUCUGACUUUUCAACUUUGUUAAAGAAAUAAUACUGAAUUGAGCUGUCAUUCCUUCCCCAGUAAGGUUUCACCCUGCUGGCCAGUUGUGAUUGAACAUGCCAGAGAAUAUCAGUCUGUGAGAUGACUGCACUUCUAAAGAUUCUGAGCUGUAGGUGAGCAGGUUGAAAAAACAUUUUAUGUGCCUGUGGGAAAGUAAGAGAAAAUCAGGGAGGAGGACUGUAAACACGCUCAACUGACCUGCACCUGGGGUGCUGAGAAAUACAUAUAUCACACUAAUGGGUGUUUAGUCUUGUGUGCUUGGUGAGUGGAACACCUGUGUUUAGAUACCACAGGCCUGUGAUGGAUUCGGGGGCACCCUGUGGAACCCGCUUGAGAUUCCUCCCUGCUCUGGGAAAGGUCAAAGCGCAGCAGUAAACCAUGCCUGCGUCACUCCGAUAUACAGGUGAAAACCAGCAGGUUCGGACUCUCUCUCUUGCUAACAAGGACUCUCUCAAAAACCCUCUCUAGCAAGGACGAGCUCUGCGGUGCCCGUGUUCCUGCUUGUGUGCCUCUGCCUGGCUGCAGCUUCGGAGAUGCCCCGGUUUGUGAGCUCCGUCUCUGAAGAUCUGGGUUGCAGACGUGGAGAGUUUAGCAGAAAGCAUUACGGAUCUGUGGAGCUUCUUAUAUCUAGUGAUGCUGAUGGAGCCAUCCAAAGAGCUGGACGCUUCCGUGUGGAAAAUGGCUCCUCUGGUGAGAACACAGAUUGCACUCCAGGGACAUGGCACAGAACGGAUGUGCAUUUGGAAAACCCCGAGUAUCACACAAGAUGGUAUUUCAAAUAUUUUUUAGGAAAAGUUCAUCAAAAUUAUAUAGGUACAGAUGCAGAGAAGAACCCUUUCUUUCUGUCUGUUGUACUGUCUGACCAAAAUAAUCAGCGCGUUCCUCAAUACCAUUCAAUACUUUGGAGAAAAACAGGUACUCAGAAAAUAUGUCUCCCUUAUAGUCCCACAAAAACGUUAUCAGUGAAAUCUAUAUUAAGUGCUAUGAGUCUUGACAAAUUUGAGAAGAGCCCAAGGGAAAUUUUUCAUCCUGAGAUACAAAAGGAUUUAUUGGUUCUUGAAGAGCAAGAGGGAUCUGUGAAUUUUAAAUUUGGAGUCCUCUAUGCUAAGGAUGGGCAGCUUACAGAUGAUGAAAUGUUCAGCAACGAAAUUGGAAGUGAAAGCUUUCAAAGAUUUUUGCAUCUCUUGGGUGACACAAUUACUUUGAAAGGCUGGACAGGCUACAGAGGAGGACUGGACACUAAAAAUGACACAACAGGAACCUGUUCCAUCUAUACAGUUUUUCAAGGGCAUGAAAUUAUGUUCCAUGUUUCAACCAUGCUUCCAUAUUCUAGAGAGAACAAGCAGCAGGUAGAAAGGAAGCGACAUAUUGGAAAUGACAUUGUCACUAUCGUAUUUCAGGAAGGUGAAGAGUCUUCUCCAGCAUUCAAGCCAUCCAUGAUUCGCUCUCAUUUUACACAUAUUUUUGCCUUAGUGAGAUAUAAUAAGCAGAAUGAUAGUUACAGGCUGAAAAUAUUUUCAGAAGAAAGUGUUCCUCUCUUUGGGCCUCCCCUUCCAUCCCCACCUGUGUUUACAAAUCACCAGGAAUUCAGGGAUUUUGUGUUAGUGAAAUUAAUAAAUGGGGAAAAAGCCACCUUGGAAACCCCAACAUUUUCUCAGAAACGUCAACGCACUCUAGACAUGCUGAUCCGCUCUUUAUACCAAGACCUGAUGCCUGAUCUACACAAGGUAAAUAACAUGCUUAAUAGAAGGUCCUUCAGUGAUGUGUUACCAGAGUCACCAAAAUCAACACGGAAAAAAGAGGAAGCUCGGCAAGCAGAGUUUGUCCGACUUGGUCAGGCAUUGAAAUUGAAAACCACUGUGAAAGGGGAUGCCACAGCUAACUUGGCAACCACAAGCUUUUGUAAAAAGGAGCCUUGGGAAUCUCAAUCUUUCUGCAGUAAUUUUCCUCAUGAGAUUGUCUGUGCAGAUUCUUGGGGCCAGUCCUUGCUGGUUUCUACAGAUGCUGGCAUCUUGUUAAUAGAUGACGGUCAACCAUCAGUGCAAGUAUUUGAUAAAACUCUCCAAAUAAAGCAGAUGCAUGUGUUGGAAGCUCUGGAUCUUUUGAUUGCCCGGACAGACAAAGGGAAAGAUUCUCGUAUCCUUGUCUUCAGACUCAGUGCUGUCCAAAAAGAUAUAGAAACAAAGCAAAUGAUAAGGAGCAAAUACGACUGCAGAGAAAAUAAACUGGAGAGAACAAAAGGCUGCCAUUUGUAUGCCAUUAAUACCCACCACGGCAGUGAACUGAGGAUUGUUGUGGCUAUUCGGAACAAACUACUUCUCGUCACAAAGAAAUACAACCCAUGCAACAGUUUAACCAGCAGCUCUGUGCUAUCGUCAUCUGAAUCUCCAGUAGAGGAGUUCCAGUACAUCCGGGAAAUAUGCCUUUCGGACCCUCCAGUGGUUAUGACGCUGGUGGAUGGACCUACUGAAGAGAGUGACAAUAUGAUCUGUGUGGCGUAUCGGCAUCAGUUUGAUUUAGUUAAUGAGAGUACUGGGGAGUCCUAUAGAUUGCAUCAUGUUGAAACAAACAAGGUUAAUUUUGUUGCGGCUAUCGAUGUAUAUGAAGAUGGUGAAGCUGGUCUACUGUUGUGUUACAACUAUGUUUGCCAAUACAGAAAGGUAUAUCCUUUCAAUGGAGGUUGUCCACUGAUCCAGCCGUCAGCUUAUGACUUCCACUUUAGCUGGAAUCAAGUUCCUUAUGCUGUUGUCUGUGCUUUUCCUUAUAUCCUUGCCUUCACUACUGAUUCCAUUGAGAUCCGGUUAGUGGUGAAUGGGAACUUAGUCCACACAGCAGUUGUGCCUGAGCUUCAACUUGUAGCAUCAAGGUCAGAUAUUUAUUUUAAAGCUACUGCUGCAGUAAGUGGAUCAUCUGACAGCAGCUCUAAGGAAAAGAGUUCAAGGAGUUCUCCUCAAACACCGACAGCUUAUGAGAUGCCAGAAUGUCCUCUUUCUUCUCUAGAAGGUGAAGUUCCAUGCAAAAACCUGUACAAAAUCCCUCUCAGUAAUCUGGUUGGGCGAAGCAUUGAGCGGCCUCUGAAGUCACCUUUGGCUCCCAAGGUCAUCGCUACUACAACGUCCAGUGGAAUUGCCUCUCUUCCAGUUACUCACUCGCUAUCCUUAUCUCGCAUGGAAAUUAAAGAAAUUGCAAGCAGAACACGUAAAGAAUUGCUGGGCCUCUUGGAUGAGCCUAUACCCAAGACAGAAAGUGCACAGAAGCAAAAAAAGGUUCCUCGAAGACAGUCGGACCCCAAGCAGGGAGCAGUAAGAUCCACUAGUAGUGACAGGAUAAUCUCAAGCUCUUUCGAAAGCUAUUCUGAAGGACAUCAUCUUUCCGCUAGUUCAGAUCCCGAUACUUUAUCAAGCAGGGAGGAGAGCAUACCAUCUAGCUAUCCGUUUCAGCUUAUUUCUUUAUAUGAUGAAGACAUCAUUGACUUGAAGUGAAGACGGUCUUAAAACCUUUCUUCCUUACUUCACGUUUUCUUACACCUCUGUGAGCUCUAUGGGAAUGUCACAAACACUGCUUCUAGUGGUAAAACGUGGCUGGAAGUGUUGGUGAUUAAUCUCUAUAGAACCCAUGUUGUUCUGGCUAGCUCAGCCUGAUUUGGUGACGCUAAUAUCUUUGACGUAGGUAUGUUUUCUUUUCUCAGUUAAUGAACCGUUACUUUUCGUGGCAUUCUAAGAGUAGGUAAUCGAUGAGAGAUUUAGGCUGAAACCGAAGUAAAUAAAACGUAUUACUUGUUUCUGAGCUUCUUACAAUUUGAAGUACGUGAAUGACAUUCAGCUAAGUUAAUCGCUGUUAUUACUAUCGUGAGUUGUUUUACAACGGUGUGUGUCGUGUGGGAGGAGGGAUUUUAUAGCAUAAAUCACUCCUGGUUUUUCAGUAUUUAAAAAAAAAAAAAAACAAAACCAAAAACAACAAACAAAACAAAACAAAAAGGCUUGCAGGCAAGGUCUUUCCAAACAUUGCAGUCUCUCCUUGAAAUGAUGCCGCUGCGAUAUGUUCACCGAGGAAUCAAGGAUGUUCUAUAAAGAUCAGGUAAGAUAUGAAGAUGCUGCUUUCUUUGCUCUGGCCUGUCCACGCACUUUUUUUAAAGAAACUUGAGAACUGUUUUGGCAUUAAGAAUCCUUGAGCAGAGAGACUUUUUAUAAGAAACUUUCAAAAUAUUCCGUAAGAAUUGGAAGUGAAAAAAACAAACCCAACUGUGUUUCUCCAUCGACUGGAAAGCUGUUGCAGUAGGGCACCUGCAGAUUUUGCCAUUGCAGGCAGAAGAGCCAACCCCCGCUUUUCUUUGUGGCUACACAGAGAUCCCCGUGCAGGCGCCGGCAUUAGCCCUUGUCUGCUCUUGCCUCAACAGUGUACGUCAUUAUUCCAGAGAAUCACAGUUUUCUACCUGGAUCCAGACUGAAAUUUCACUGCUAAGAAGCCAGUUUUCUAUGAUGAAAUAGUCAUCUUAGAUCUUUUUUUUUUUUACGUUAAGAGACAGGGUUUCAUGUUUAAAGCUUGAUUAUUUUUUUAACCCUUUCCUCUAUGCCAAAAAUCAAUUUUAAACAGUAUUUUGGAAGGGUUUUGUUUUGUUUGUGUUUUUCUGCUUGUUUGUUUUGUUUCAUGAAAGCGUGAUGCUCUGAUGAUUUUAGCUUUAUUAGCAGGUAUUUCUUGUUCUAUAUGUAGAAAUAUUUCUGUAUCCUUGAUUUUAUUUCGUAAUGCCAUUCACAUGUCAUGGUUUCACUUUCUGUCCAAGCCUGACCAUCUGGAGGUGUGUGCCUUUUGCUUCAGUCUGUCUGAAUGUAAAUCUGUUUUUGCAAAGUAUUUUUUGCCCAAUUUAUUGUAUAUAAUACACCUAAGAAAAGAUGUAAGGAAAGCCUUACCUGAAAGAAUAAUUUCUUACUCCCAACUGGAGUGGCUGACCAAGGAAAGAAGCAAUAUUUUCGACAGUAAUUAAUGUAGGAGCAGCAGCAGUACUAACCAGUGGCUACUAUUAUUUUAGUAUUUUUGCACCCAUAGAUGUGUGACGGUGAACCUGAAUAAGCAUUUAAAAGGAAGGGCCAGCUCCAAGUCUUUGCAAGAGCUUGUAAUACUUUCUGAGAAUGUUGGUUCUAGAGAUGGUGUUAAUUUACCCUGUCCUGUUUAUUUGGGCAGCUAAGGUUUAAAAAAAUCAAUCUGAAAGUAUCACGUGGUGCUUAUUUUCCUGGAAGUUGUAAACACUUCUGUGGACUUACCGAAUGCACUUUAGGGAGCACUGCUUGCACUCAGCUAUUUUCAGAAAGCAAAAGCACCACCUUUUUCCAUAAACGGAUUUAUCGAUGCAGUAUUUUAUUUCAAUUAUGUGAGCGUGUUGCAAAACUGGAGCUUCAGCUAAAAUACAACUUUAACUGGAAACUUUGCUUUGCACUGUUAGGUUAUCAGAUUUUAACUGUCUUGCAGAUGUUCACUUGUGCUAUUCUAGAGGAUUUAACGUGACUCAACCCUACCUGAGCAAACACGUAUUUAGGUAUCCUGAAAGACAAGCCUCAGAGAUGGAGCACUAGGGAGAUCAUGGAGAAUGAGGAAAGCGUGACCGCUGGCCGUGAUGGCAGUCAGGAUGCGUACGGAUGGGGCGUUUGCGUGAUAACCGAGACUUGAUUAUAGAAAGGGGGGCCAUGAAGUAAGAGUUACUUUCUUUAACCAGAACCACAGCAGUGGCUGUAGAGUAUUGCCGUAAAGUAAGAGUGUGUGUGUGAGAGAACCUUUGCAGCUCUGCCUGUAGUCUCAGCAUUGGUGGCACCUAGCAAAUGCUAACGGACAGCCAAAGGACUCUGUAAGGAGUCCAGAGUAAAUUUCAUUGCUUAAGCUAGACAAAACCAGAUUGGACUAGCUUCGUGGUACUUACCUGGGACAGGAUGGCGGUGUAGUUUCAAGAGGGAAGCCCAGCAGCUGCCUCCCCCGCGCCUCCCACCUGAAUUUUAUGCUAUAGCUCAGCUUAAUGGGUCAGGUGCAAGCUGUUACGCACGUCACAAGGGGAACUACCAGACCUAAUAGACUAUUACUCAUGUGACAGGAUGGAUCUGAACCCUGGAAGAAAAUUACCUGUCUUCAUUCCUAAUGUACGCAGUAAGUGCCUUAACAAGGCUGCAGCUUCUUGAGUCUUUGCUUUUCUAAUUAAUCAGCGUGCCUUGCAGGGAUGUAGGGAUAAUAUUGGACCUAGCAAAAGAAGUUGGGAGGGAUCAGGCAACAUUAGUUUGGUUUAUGACACCUAGAGAUGGUCGCUGAGGCUUUACGCUCAUGUAUUUGUAGUUUACUACCUACUUACUAUGCGAGAGCAGCCCAGAGUGUAGGUAGAGGGCAGAGACCAUGGUAAUAAUGUUCCAAUUUUAUUUGACAUAAGCCACAAGAACCAAAUUCUAUGAAGGUCUUUAUCACAUUUAUUGUAUCAAAAGACAAAAUAUCCCACAAUAAUGUGAAAUUGCUGGCACAGCUGGACAAAUACCCGCUGUACAAGGAGGUGGUUUCUGUGGGCUCUCAACGGUUUCCUCAGAGCGCCGUGAGUUACGUGCCUCUCAGUGUGAUGUGUUCGCAUCCUCUGAACGACCUUCUAGCCAUUGUUUCUGUCAAAAUACUGUCUUAGAUCCAUGCCAUUCGGACUGCUAAUUAAAAUUAAAACAAAAGCCAGCUGGUAGCAUCGAUGCAGCUCUUGUGCAUCAUUUAUAAAGGGCAAGGUUUUUAUACAUCUAUGCAACUUCUGCUACUUCAGACGGGUGUCAGAUGACAAGGCUUGUUGGAAGGUACCGGGCUGGGUGUUCACUCCAGCCUUACAGCCAUGUUGUUUCCCUUCUGCGUUGCCUGCACGUGCGUGCAUCUACGCAGUGAAACUUAGAAAGUAGUCUUAGGCACCAGUUGUAGCCAUGUCCACCCUACGCACAACCCAUCCGA